AAAGAAAGAUUCCAUAGCAUCUCUCUCUCUCUAUAAAUACAUAUAUAUUUAGUGAAACUGAAACCAAUAAUAUUUAAUGGCUGAAUUAUUCCGAAAGCAGGCCGAUAAGUAUGCGCAGACUCGGCCUACUUAUCCGCCGGAGUUGUUCGAGUUCAUCGCGUCGAAGACCCCGAAUCACGAUCUGGCUUGGGAUGUCGGGACCGGAAAUGGGCAGGCCGCGGUCCCUGUAAGAGCCCUCCCCUUCUCCCUAUCUCUAUGGGAUCAUUUUCACAGCUGUACCCCAAAUUCUAGCGGCGAUCUUCAGAAGGUAUCAGCAACAGCAGCAAGCCAAGAGGCAACUUGCCACGCGCAAAUCCAAACAUACUACAAAAUCCUCUCCUCUGCACCGCGCAUCGCGGUCCACGUCGCAAGCCCACACGCGUCGACCUCAUCACCGCUGGCCGGCAGGCCUCCAGCUGGUUCGCUCCCCACGCUUCUACGCCGCGCACGCUUGCGCCGUCCGCCAACGGCGUCUCGCGCUGGUGGCUACACCGUGCCCCGCGUCAGCGAACCCGUCGACUCCGUCUUCCGGAAACUGUACGAGGAGUCAGCUCCGUUCUGGGCUGAGGAGAGAGAGUUCGUGAAUGAAGAGUACAGGACGGUAGAGUUUCCUUUCGAGGCAGUGGAGGGGAUGGGGGACACUGGGCCCGUGGAGUUUGUGAGCGAGAGGGAGAUGGAUCUCAGUGGAGGGGAUGGGGGACACUGGGCCCGUGGAAUUCAUCUCCUCUUUCUCAACUGCUUCUCUAAUCUAAUGAUAUCUCAUAUCAAUGUGUUUUAUGCUGGAGUAGAAUACAAAAUUCUUACUCAAAUCAAGAGCACUUUGACUAUCAAUGAAGAUUUGAUAAUUGUCCUGUUGCAAGCCUAA
This is a messenger RNA of Asparagus officinalis (garden asparagus), 904 nucleotides long. RefSeq lists its product as uncharacterized. The record is from RefSeq and is a predicted model, not a curated record. The transcript has 3 exons. NCBI's taxonomy places the organism in Eukaryota, Viridiplantae, Streptophyta, Magnoliopsida, Asparagales, Asparagaceae. Bases 77 to 904 code for a protein of 275 amino acids.